Molecule: messenger RNA, 1720 nt
Organism: Dinoponera quadriceps
Lineage: Eukaryota; Metazoa; Arthropoda; Insecta; Hymenoptera; Formicidae
Product: leucine-rich repeats and immunoglobulin-like domains protein 1
Exons: 4
Coding region: 23-1666 (547 amino acids)
Molecular function (GO): protein binding
Source: RefSeq, a predicted model, not a curated record
CGUAACAACCUGAUACAUCGUGAUGUUUAACACCGCCAGUAUCGUGACACUGUUGGUUCUGACGGUGUGGAGCAACGAAUGUUUAUGCGACAUAUGCAAAGUGUGCGAGUGUGUCAACACAGACUCGGGGCUGGUCGCACGUUGCCGCGGGAAAUUCGUCGAUGAAAGUUUCAAUUACGAGUUCAUCACUAUGAACGAGCGUCAACCCCUGUACAAACUCGUCCUGACCGAGAACUUGGGCGCGGUGUUAUCGACCAGCCAGAUUCGGAAGAAGAUGAAGUACUUGAAGCAGCUGGACCUGUCCGGGAACCAGCUGGAAAACGUGCACGCAGUCAUCUUUCAGGAUCUGCACAACCUCGAAGACCUGAGCUACUCUGACAAUCGCCUGUCGAGUUUCGACAUCUCCAUCCUGAACACGAAUUCCGCCCUCCUGCGGCUCAACCUCAGUCACAACGAGAUCAACAGACUGGAGAGAAGCUCGUACUGCACGCUUCCGAGUCUGAAGGUGCUUGACCUAUCCCACAACAACCUGACCGACUUCCGCGACUUCUUGGAUGCUGUGCCGCGACUUGAGCACCUGGACCUUUCAUCCAACAGCCUCAGUAACCUGGAAGCCUCUUUGGCGUAUAUGGAGUUCCUGAAGAGUCUCCGCAUCAGCGACAAUUUUCUUCUCUCCUUGAACUUCGUGCACCUGCCCUUGAGGCUGAAGGAACUACACGCGAAAGGCAACCUCAUCAGCGUCCUGGAAGCGCCCAAGAAAAUCUUAAUCCAUGUUUUAAAUCUCGAGAACAAUCGGAUCAUCGACCUGACGGGGGAAGAGUUCACGUUGUUGGAGGAACUGAGGCAUCUGAAUGUCAGGGGGAACUCCCUGUCGGGUUUCCCGCCGGUGACGCUAAAGCACAUUAAGUCGUUGGACCUUUCGUUCAACAAUCUCACAACUAUUCCUGAAUCCAUCUCCACGACGUACUUCCCAGCGCUGAAAGUACUCAAAGUCAGUGGAAAUCGCCUGGAGGAUUUGAUACUGCAGUCGGAACUGAAACUGGAAGCGUUCGAGGCGAGUCACAUGGACACGAUCGAGGAGAUACGUGAAGACACGUUCGGGAGAUUGUCGCCGAGGGAGAACGGAUGUAUCAAUGUGACUAUUUCCAACUGCAGCAAGCUGCGUGCCAUCGCGGAGGAUGCGUUCCGAUACAUGAAUGUGUGUUCUCUAGAUUUGAGCAACAAUCGUUUCGCUCACUUUCCAUCGAGGUUGAUAAGUGAUAGUAGAAAUAAGAAUCCGAAUUACCUCGUCAAUUUGCAAGGUAACCCGCUCGUUUGCAACUGCUCGUUGCAGUGGAUGCUGGAUGAAUUGGUUCCUUAUCUCUACAAGACGCAGCCCCGUCUGCUGGAGGAACUGAGGUGCGCCGGACCGCCUGUUUUCGCUAAAUUAAGGCUAGCCCAUUGGUACCGGUGGCAAAAUAAGGAAUUUUGCAGCGCUCUUUCCGAAAGAAUGAUCAUCAAUGUUGCGGGAGUGUCCAGUCGGCAAAAGACAACAUUCAACUCGAGCAGCGGGAUGCUCAUCGCCUUGGGCGUUACAGCCACGAUAUUCGCAAUUCUAAUGAUGAUCGGCAUUAUGCUGACUCGAAAAGUAGUACUGAAGAAAAGACGAGUAAAUAGGAGAUUUUAGGAGGAAUAUUAAUAUUUAAAUAUAUUUCAAUGCAAUGUAUGCGUCAUAAUUGUA